CCUCCCCCUCCUCCCCCUCCUCCUAUAUUGCCAGGACUUGGAGGCCCACCCCCUCCAGGCUGUGGGCCUCCUCCUCCCCCUCCUCCACCAGGAGCCAUCUGUGUUCCUCCAGCUCCUCAAGGGACUCUGGGUUCCCUGCCUCCUCCUCUGCCACUGGGGCUAUAUGCUCUGGGUCUUAAUCAGGAGAAACCACCCAGGAAGGCUGUGGUGGAGCCACCUAGACCCAUGAAGCCUCUCUACUGGACAAGGAUCCAGCUGCACACCAAAAAGGAGGUUUCUUCUUCAUUGGUGUGGGACACAGUUGAGGAGCCUGAUGUGGACUUUGAUGAGUUUGUAGAAUUGUUUUCAAAAACAGCUGUAAAGGAGAAGAAACAGCCACUCUCUGACACCAUUACCAAGUCAAAGGCCAAACAGGUUGUGAAGCUCCUAAACAACAAGCGCUCUCAAGCAGUAGGAAUCCUCAUGUCCUCCCUGCACCUUGACAUGAAAGAUAUUCAGCAUGCAGGGCUACAAGGCUCCGCAAGAACAUUGCAGAUGUCUGCGUGCAGGGCAAAAAUCUGUGUCCGCUCAUCAGCACAUCAAGCCUCAACAGUGCAUGUGACCGUAUGUGGACCAAAGGUUGAACUAUGAAUAGGAUUACAUGUGCAUUCCUCAUUU
Monopterus albus (swamp eel) is the source of this 657-nucleotide messenger RNA. Its product is annotated as formin-2-like. The transcript is spliced from 4 exons. The record is from RefSeq and is a predicted model, not a curated record. Bases 226 to 630 code for a protein of 134 amino acids. Gene Ontology annotation, biological process: cortical actin cytoskeleton organization. Lineage: Eukaryota; Metazoa; Chordata; Actinopteri; Synbranchiformes; Synbranchidae. Gene Ontology annotation, molecular function: actin filament binding. Gene Ontology annotation, cellular component: cytoplasm; cytoskeleton.